AUGGCAAGGUUUUCGGUUCUUGAAGAGUUGCAUGCAAAGACAGAAGAACAUGCAGUACGAGUUAAGAUCGUCAGGAAAUGGAAUACCAUGAUAAGACAAAGACCGGCAGCUUGUGUGAUGAUUUUAGGAGAUGAGAAAGGAUCUACAAUGGAAGCAACUUUGCCGCGUGAUGUUGUACUUCCAAAAGGAAUCGAUCUCGAAGAAGCUGAUUGGUUUGAGAUAUAUAAUUUCAAAUUAAUUAGAGUCAUCGAGUUGGUAAGACCAACAAGGAGCAAAUACGGUAUUAAGUUCACUCAGGCAACAUCUUUCAGAAAGAUUCAACCCAUCGUUGAUUCUAAUUUUCUGGAGCUUGCGAACUUUACAGCAGUUUUGAAAGGACACUCGCAUCCAAUGUACUGUAUUGAUCUUUGUGGAGCUAUGGUUGCUGUGGGGGAGUUGCAACAACUUCAGGAACUAGGAGCUGGCGAGAUAUAUUCUUAUCAGAAUACAAGGAUGGAGUUCACUUUGGUUAAUACAGAGCUAAGAAACUUAAGGUGUGUUGCAUAUGGCAAGGAAGCAGUGACUCUGAGUGAGUACUACCGUAACUCACGUGCUCCAGUGGAUGUGUGUGUUUUGAGGGCUUGGAGAAUCCAUUGGGGAGAAGGUGGUUUCCGAUAUGUAACCAACCUCGAAGGCUGUUCUGAAGUCUUAUUUGAUCAUGACAUGGAAGAAAUAAAAAAAUUUAAAUCGAAGAUUCCUAUCAUAGAAUAA
This is a messenger RNA of Eruca vesicaria subsp. sativa (arugula), 750 nucleotides long. Lineage: Eukaryota; Viridiplantae; Streptophyta; Magnoliopsida; Brassicales; Brassicaceae. The record is from the annotation of a GenBank genome assembly.